Messenger RNA from Mya arenaria, 321 nucleotides. Its product is annotated as delta and Notch-like epidermal growth factor-related receptor. The record is from RefSeq and is a predicted model, not a curated record. The coding region runs from base 13 to 321 and encodes 102 amino acids. The transcript is spliced from 4 exons. Gene Ontology annotation, molecular function: calcium ion binding. Lineage: Eukaryota; Metazoa; Mollusca; Bivalvia; Myida; Myidae.
GCUCAGGAGAGAAUGAAGAAACUAUUCCUCGCCUUGUUGACCAUUUCGCUGGUGCAGUGGGGAGAGUCAAUCGACGCAAAUGCCUGUCAGUCUAGCCCGUGUGUGCAUGGCUCCUGUUUUAGCGGACCGGCUGGUUACCUGUGCGUCUGUGAUCACGGCUACACUGGCAUUCACUGUGAUUCGAGCAUAGGCGGCAUUGAGACGUGUCUGUCGUGCCCUGCCAGACUUACGGACGUGCCGUGUACCCACGUACAGAAGUGCUCAUCGGGCCAGGUAACUUUCGAACAUCCCUUACAUACAGUAACGAAACUGAUUCGUUGA